Messenger RNA from Chinchilla lanigera (long-tailed chinchilla), 7690 nucleotides. It is a transcript of the gene Nrk, whose product is annotated as Nik related kinase. The record is from RefSeq and is a predicted model, not a curated record. Gene Ontology annotation, biological process: protein phosphorylation. Gene Ontology annotation, molecular function: ATP binding; protein kinase activity. NCBI's taxonomy places the organism in Eukaryota, Metazoa, Chordata, Mammalia, Rodentia, Chinchillidae.
AUGGCGGGACCUGGGGGCUGGAGAGACAAGGAAAUCACAGAUCUGGGCCACUUGCCGGAUCCAACUGGAAUAUUCUCAUUAGAUAAGAGCAUCGGCUUUGGUACUUAUGGAAGAAUCUAUUUGGGACUCCAUGAAAAGACUGGUGCGUUUACGGCUGUGAAAGUGAUGAAUGCUCGGAAGACUCCUUUACCUGAAAUAGGAAGACGGGUGAGAGUGAAUAAAUACCAGAAAUCUGUUGGCUGGAGAUACAGUGAUGAGGAAGAGGAUCUCAGGACUGAACUCAACCUACUGAGGAAGUACUCUUUCCACAAAAACAUUGUGUCUUUCUAUGGUGCAUUUUUCAAGCUGAGUCCCCCUGGACACAGGCACCAACUUUGGAUGGUGAUGGAGUUAUGUGCAGCAGGUUCAGUCACUGAUGUUGUGAGAAUGACUAGAAGUCAGAGUUUAAAAGAAGAUUGGAUUGCUUAUAUCUGCCGAGAAAUCCUUCAGGGUUUAGCUCACCUUCAUGAACACCGAGUAAUUCACCGGGAUAUCAAAGGCCAGAAUGUGCUACUGACUCACAAUGCUGAAGUAAAACUGGUGGAUUUUGGAGUGAGUGCCCAGGUGAGCAGAGCUAAUGGAAGGAGGAAUAGCUUCAUUGGGACACCAUACUGGAUGGCACCAGAGGUGAUUAACUGUGAUGAAGACCCAAGACACUCCUAUGAUUACAGAAGUGAUGUGUGGUCCGUGGGAAUCACUGCUAUCGAAAUGGCCGAAGGGGCUCCUCCUCUGUGUAACCUUCAGCCCUUGGAAGCUCUCUUCGUUAUUUUAAGGGAAUCUGCUCCUACAGUCAAAUCCAGUGGAUGGUCCCGAAAGUUCCACAAUUUCACGGAAAAGUGCAUGAUAAAGAACUUCCUGUUUCGUCCUACAUCUGCAAACAUGCUUCUUCACCCAUUUGUUCGGAAUAUAAAAAAUGAAAAACAUGUUGUUCAGUCGUUAACAAAACAUCUUAAAGGAAUCAUUAAAAAACGACAGAAAAAAGGUACACCUCCGGUCUUUGAAAGAGAAGCAAUUAAGGAGCAGUAUGUCAUGAGAAGAUUCAGAGGACCCUCUUGCACUCAUGAGCUUCUGAGAUUGCCAACAAGCAGCCGAUGCAGACCACUUAGAGUGCUGCAUGGAGAGCCCUCUCAGCCAAGGUGGUUACCCGAUCAAGAAGAGCCACAGGUCCAGGCACUUCAGCACCUCCAUGGAGCAGCUAGGGUGUGCAUGCCACUACAGGCUCAGGACAAUGUACAUAGGCCUCUACAAGGGCAAGCACAGGCACCUCAGCAUGGGGCAGCUCAGGUGUUCAUGCCACUACAGGCUCAGGUUAAGGCUAAGGCAUCUAGGCCUCUGCACAUGCAGAUUAAGGCCUCUCCUCGCCUACAGAGGGCAGCCCGGGUGCUCACGCCACUACAGUCUCAGGGUAAGAUAGAUAGGCCUCUACAGACACAGACCCCAUUACCUGAAAUGCAGCAGCCUCAGGCCCAGUCACUAACCCAGGAACUCAAACAACCUCAAGACCUGGACCAGGUGCCAGAGGAACUUCAAGGACAAGAUCAGAUGCCUGAACAAGCACAAGGACAAGGUCAGGCUGCUGAACAACAGCCGAGACAGAACCAGGCUCCUGAACAGGAUCCGGAGCAGAACGAGGAACCUGAUCACCAAGAGGUACAGGAAGAGGCUGCUGAGGAUGCACAAGGAGAGACUGAGGCAGAAGAACCUGAGCCAUUAAGGGUACACGCCCAGGUAUUCCUGCCCCUACUGUCACAGAGCCACCAUGUGCUGUUGCCACUACAUUUGGAUACUCAGGAGCUCAUUCCAGUAGGAGGGCCAAUGGAAGGGUCAUCUCAGGCACACAACUGGACACUAGAGCCCUCACAGGCUGUUAACUCAAUUCAAGCACUGAUAGAUGGAUUGUCAAACGACCUGCUUCGAGCACCAGACUCGCAUAACUCAAAGCCACUUGGUCUACUGCAAACCCUGAUGGAAAACCUGUCAUCAAAUGCGUUUUACACUCAACCAGAACAGUCAGGGAAAAAAAAAUCCAAGGUUUCUAGUCUAAGAAAAGCACUUGCAAAAAGAUUGUCAGCGAAGAGGUUCAGGGCAAAGUCAUCCCUUGAAGGGCUUGAAAACUCAUAUUUAGAAGCCCUGAGGCACAGGCGCCGAUGCAGACAGGAAGGCAGCUUUCACCAGCGUGAAGAGGAUUUGAGACAAUUUCAAAAUGAUGAAGGUGAGGAAUCCUCAGACAAUGAUGAAGUAUUCCACUCAGUUCAGGCAGAAGUCCAAAUGGAACCAAUGCAGCCAAACAUUCCAAAUACUUUAGAAAAUGAGAUUCAAGACAGAUCUUCUCCUAUGCCAUCCAACGAGGUCUGUGCACACCAUGUCAAGUUCCAUUCAAGUGUUCCGCAGUGCUCCCUUUUGGAACAAGCACAGGAACCCAUUGACAUCAGAGGAAGGAGCGCACAAAAUCCUGAGAAUUUUGAAGCAGCAUCAGAAUCUUCUGAGGAGCAGAGUCCUGUGACUGGGAGGAGGUCCCAGUCAUCACCGCCUUAUUCUACUAUUGAUCAGAAGUUGCUGGUUGAUAUCCAUAUUCCACAUGGAUUUAAAGUAGGAAAAAUAUCACCCCCUUUAUACUUGACAAAUGAAUGGCCAGGCCAUGAGUCACAUUCCGAAAUCUUCUGGAAUGACUGGACAAGUUCUGAACCUAUCACUCAGCCGCCUGAGGAGAACGGUGAAUAUGUGGAACUUUAUGACACUGAUGGUGAUGAUGGUGUUUCUAAUUAUGCUUAUGAAGAUGCCUGUGGCCAUUCCAAUAGCAAUGAUGACUUAGAUAACCAGGUUGCUCAGGAAAAUGAUGUCUGUGAAGACCAUGUUGAUGACAACAUUGACGCGUCUGUCAAUGGCAUGGAUAAUAAUCAUGUUGGUGCUGAUUGUUCAAGGGCAAGCUGUGAUAAAGAUGGAAGCUGCAAGCCAGACAGCAGUGAUGGAAAAGAAGAUGCCAGCAGAGGCCAUAGCAGUGAAAGCCAUGGAAGAAGUGCAGCUAGUAGAGGCAGUGUAGCCACUGGAGAUCAGGAAAGACAUGAAGAGGACACAGAUAGUGGAAGAGGUACCAGGAGUAAUGGAAAUAAGGGAGUCAGUGGCAUCAGUGAAGAGGAUAGAGCGAUUGAACUCAAUCAAGGAGAAAAGCACUCAGACACAGAUGGUGCAGGAUUAGAGAGAUCCCCACUCCACAGUUCUGAACAUCAACAGGAGGAGCUAAAUGGUGGGAGUGAGGGCUCAAACUCCACUGCCUCCGAUGCUGCGUCCCCUGAGCUAGAUUAUGAGGAUGGCAAUACAGACAUAUCAGAAUCAUCAGCACAAUUGGACUUUUUUGCCAAUAACUCAUCUCCUUCCAAAGGUUCUGGGAUGGCUGCUAAUGCUGACUUUGCCUGUGCCAUCUUAUCUUCUGGAUUCAUGGAAGUACCUGAAAAAUCAACUGAGAGAACCUUUGAAGUCAAUGUUAAUCCACCUUGUGUCUCCUCUAAAUGUACAAAACCACUAAUCCAUAUGUAUGAAAAAGAAUUUACUUCUGAGAUCUACUGUGGUUCUUUGUGGGGAGUCAAUUUGCUGCUGGGAACCAGUUCUAAUCUGUGUCUGAUGGACAGAAGUGGAAAGGCAAACGUCACUAAACUUAUAAAGCGAAGACCAUUCCAUCAAAUUCAAGUCGUGGAGCCUCUCAAUUUGCUGAUUACCAUCUCUGGCCAUAAGAACCGACUUCGGAUGUAUCAUUUGACUUGGCUGAGGAACAAGAUUUUGAAUAAUGAUCCAGAAAGUAAAAAAAGGCAACAAGAAAUGUGGAAGACAGAGGAAACUUACAGAGCUAUUGAUAAGUUGAUUGGCUGUGAACACUUCAGCCUCCUCCAACAUGAAGAAACAACAUAUAUAGCAAUUGCUUUGAAAUCAUCAAUUCACCUUUAUGCAUGGGCAUCAAAGUCCUUUGAUGAAAGCACUGCUAUUAAAGUGAUAUGCUUCAAGCAAUCAGUAGACUCUAAAGGACACUAGGUGUCUUAUGAAAAUUAUAUACAACUGGCAAAAAUACAGGUGGUUAAUCCAGACGUGCUGUGUCUUUUGUUGAAGCUGAAGGUGUUUCCAACUCUUGAUCACAAGCCAGUGACACUUGACCUGACUAUUGGUUCUGAGAAAAGAUUAAAGAUUUUCUUCAGCUCAGAAAAUGGAUAUCAUAGCAUUGAUGUAGAAUCCGAAGUUUUAUCUGAUGUGAUCCUGCCAAGUAAUCCCCUGGAAAUCAUUAUAUCACAGAAUAUCAUCAUUUUACCUGACUCCUUGGGAAUUGGCAUGAUGCUCACCUUCAAUGCUGAAGCUCUCUCUGUGGAAGCAAAUGAGCAACUUUUCAAGAAAAUCCUUGAAGUGUGGAAAGACAUACCAUCUUCUGUAGCUUUGGAGUGUACGCAGCGGACCACAGGAUGGGGCCAGAAAGCCAUUGAAGUGCGUUCUUUGCAACCCACGGUUCUGGAAAGUGAACUGCAGGCCAGGUCAAUCAAGAAACUGAGAUUUCUGUGUACUCGAGGAGACAAGCUGUUCUUUACCUCUAUCCUGCAUAAUGGCCACAGCAGGGUUUAUUUUAUGACCCUUGGAAGACUCGAAGAGCUCCAAAGCAAUUAUCCUGUUUAAAAGAUUCCAAGAUUUGUUACAACACUUACAAACAUCAUAUAUAUAUAUGCUACUACACCUUUAGUUUUCUGAGAUUAAAUGAGCAUUCAGUUUUAUUAUUAAAGAAAUAUUAAAUCAGAAACUUAAUUUUUAACGUAGCACAGAAUAGUUUUAAUGAGAAAAGCAGUUUUAUAUAUAAAAUUUACUAUAGCAAUCUUUAUGUACUCCAAUGGUGUACAAUAUCUUUUGCACAAACUUUCUAACUUUUGUCACUGUGAAUUUAAAUAUUACUCUUAAGACAGUUGGAUGGUAUCUGUGUUCAAAUUUACAGCAUGAAGAAAUCUGUUAUAAGUAUAUUAAAAACAGCUUUCAAAAGGAUUGGCACUGAGUAGGGUUUUACAGAAUGAGAAAAAUACUAACAAAUACAUGUACUUUCUCCAAAGUCAUGUAAAAAAUAAACAUUAGGUCAGUGAUGGCAAGCCUUUUAGAGCUUUCAGAGAUAACAAACAGCCCUUUGGGGCAUGCAUCCCAUAGAUGGCCACCACUUGUUGGAUCAUAAAACAAAAAAUGUAAUGAUUGUGCUAAAACUAAACUAAGGUUGAGCAACCUGUAUGCACAGAGAAAAUUACAGUGAUAAAUGAGGAAAGAUCACCUGUUUCCUCACCAUAAAGCCCAUAGGUAGAAAUCAGUUGUAUUUUCACUCCAUGUUACACUGGUUUCCUUCAUUUUAUAAGAAAAGAGUAAAAUUUCAAAUGAUUGGUUUUACUCAGACUCCCCAAAGAUGUGCAAUAGCUGCUUCUACAAAUCACCAAAUAAUACACUUGCAAACCUGAAUAGGAUUGAACUCUAAUACACAUGUACUGUAGAAAUAAUAUUUCUUUUGCUUUAACACUUUAGACAUCAAAUUCUAUGCCUAAGAUUGGUUAAUUUUUCAAACUUAUCAUCUGGUCACUAGUAAGACCAUUGGACAGUACUAAAUAUUUAAUCACAGAUUAAAUUAUACAUUCAUUUCCUACAAUUAUUAAACAAAAUUAAAAUAAUAAUAUAUAACAACAAAAAUAUCACCUCCUAAUACAUAAAUUUUCAGAUUUCUACUGCUGUAAAGUGAGAAAUUAAUUUAAAAUUAUUUCAGGGAUAAUUCCAUGUAUAGAUGCAAUGCUAUAAGUAAAGAAAUGAACAGAUUUUGAAAAAAGUUUACUUCCAUGAUGUAUCUAAAUCUGCAAAAUUACAGAGGUAAAUGUAAUGCAAUCUUAUUACCCAAAUAUAUUACAGACACCACAGAUAGGUGAUGUUUCAUCACUUAUGUAAGUGCUACCUGGUAAAAAGAAUAAUUUCUGCUUAUCUAUCCUCAAAACGCUGGUUAGUUUUGGGGCGAUAGAGAAGCAACACAACCACAACAAAGUAUACCUCAUUUAUAAUUCCUUUUAGUUCUGCUUCAGAAAUCUGAGGACAGUGCUAGUGGGAUAAUAAUUUUCAAACUACCUGGAAACCAAAAUUUCAAAGUACCUGACUAGGUGUGAUUUCAUGAGAGUGCAUCAUUACUUGGCACAUUGGUACAAGAAAUGAGGAUUUGGAUUUUCCAAUCACUUAUAUUAAUAUUGUAGUAACUCAGUGAUGAGAAUUGAGGAGAUCCUGAAUCCAUGAAUUAAAAAAAAAUGAAUGUGAUUCACACUUCUGUUACUGUGACACAAUGAUGUGGUCCUAAAACUGGUUUAUCCUUGAGUGUUUACAACUCAAAUAACUUUUUAAGGCAAUAGUUUUAAAAAGAAAGUGAAUUUUAUGUUGAAGUAUUUCCUUAGAAGUAGUAUUAUUAUAAAUUUAUAUACCAAGAGGCCAUAGGGGAACUCUAUACAUGUUCCUCUUUGCUGAGCAGACAGAGCUUGCUAUGUUUGAAUUUCAGAAAAUUUUCUCAUUUAAAUAUAUAUAGAACCAAGUCUUUAAAACUUCAUUUUCUAAUCAUAUUAUUUACUCAAAGUUAAGUUUAAAAAUAAAUUUUAGCUUAAAAUCAUAUUUUAAGGUAGUAAUUUUGGCAAAUAACUAUUUUAGAAAGUCAAAUCCCAUUGUGCCGUGUAACAGUUAGUCCAGUAAAUGAGCAACAGUUAACAAAAUCUACAAAGUUGUCCCAGUGAAACCGUAUAAGAAUGACUAUAAUGUGUAACUGAGUUUUGAAGAAUAAGCCACUAAUGAAGAAAGAAAGGUGGUCACACACCAAGAACAGAGAUGGAAAUGUUGAAUACCUGAGUAGAAAAUAAUUGAAGUGGUUCAUAGGCAAUCAGUAUUUCAAACUUAGAUACAAACCCAUCAUAAAUCUUUACACCAUUUAGCAGCUGAAGUAAGAAAAUGGAAGAAGCAAUGAAAUUUCAUAGUGUACUUUGUAAUACACAACUAAAAUUAUAUAGCCACUUCAUCUUGUGACAGCAGCACCUGGAAGCCCCAGCUCAUCACAGAAGUGCUUAGGGAUACUUCCAAAAGCCAAUUUUGCUAGCUCUGUGAUUUGAUGCAUAAUAGUUCUAAUUUAGUUUUCUUCACCAAAAGUAUUGUACACAAUAAAAGGCACUAUUGGAAAUAUUUGAAAACUAGAAACUUUGGAUAAAUAAGUCAAGUGAAAAAAUUUUGGAGUGGCUGAGUUAGUUGAAGUAAGGGUAAAGUUCUCAGAGGAAACAAAAGUGAUUAUUAAAAUGGUAAAACAGGUAAAACAGAAUCACAAAUACUAAUACAUGCACAUAUACUGACAUUACAAAGUAUAAAUUCAAUGUUUUUUGCCACCAUUUGAGAUAAAUUAGCCACUGUUUUCUUCCAAGCUUCAUUUAGUUGAAACAGUAUCCAUAAACCUGGGAAUAAUGUGACACACAUUCAAUGGGAUUUUUAAGUACUCUUCAAUUUGUUUUAAGAAAUGUGUCUCUUUAAGUCAAUUUAUUUGUAAUCUGUACUCUAAAAAUAUUGGAACUAUCUUUGAUACUAAUAAUUUCACCCCAAACUAAUGAAUUAUUGUUCACAUUCUAAAAAUAAAAAUUCAAACUUA